CAGGAUCCAUAUAAAAACACACGGAAUCCCCCUCAUUCCCGUAUUCAAUCACUUCAACCGGAGAUUUAUCAUAGAAAAGAAGAAACACAUGUUUAUAUUGUAAUAACGCUCAUUUCUCCGGUGAAGUGUGUGUGAUGUCGUGUGUUGUGAUGGUUUGGACUGAAGAUGGCUGCGGCUGGAUCAGCGAUCAGCUGUUAAAUCUGUUAUUUCUCUCAGUGUGUUUGAGUUAUUAUUGUGUUUUUAUUGUGUGUUUGAAGAGUUGUAGUUGUGGAUGAUGUCGGACUCGGAGGAGGAGAUUCAGGAGCGGCAGCUGAAGAUUGUGCUGUUGGGAGACGGAGCGUCUGGAAAGACAUCUCUCGCCACACGUUUUGCACAAGAGGCUUUUGGAAAACAGUAUAAACAGACAAUUGGGCUGGACUUCUUUCUUAAGAGAAUCACCUUGCCAGUAAAUCUAAAUGUGAUGCUGCAGGUUUGGGACAUUGAAGGACAAACCAUUGGAGGAAAGAUGCUUGACAAGUACAUAUACAGAGCACAGGGCGUGCUCCUGGUGUAUGACAUCACUAAUUCUCAGAGUUUUGAGAAUCUUGAAGACUGGCUAAACAUGGUGAGAAAAGCCAAUGAAGAGUCCAACACACAACCUGCCAUAUCACUGAUCGGAAACAAGAUUGAUCUGGAGCACAUGAGGACAGUAAAGAUGGAAAAACAUCAGCGUUUCUGUCAGGAGAACGGACUUAUCAGUCAGUUUGUGUCUGCAAAGACUGGAGACUCAGUGUUUCUGUGUUUUCAAAGACUGGCAGCUGAGAUUUUAGGCAUAAAGCUGAAUAAAGCAGAGAUUGAGCAGUCGCAGCGUAUUGUCAAAGCAGAAUUGGUGGAUUAUCCUCAAGAUGAGGGACCAAUCAGUACGUGGUUAAAGCAGAUAUAGUGAACUACAAUCAGGAGUUGGUGGCUCGAGCCGUCAACCCUCCUCGCAGCUCCAUGUGUAAUAUACAGUGAUCAACAACACGCUCUCUCCAUCUCUGUCUGUCUCGCUCAUGUCUCCAGCUCUAGUGAGUGUCUGUGAUCACAAGUGUUGUGUUCUUAAAGAAGCCUAUCCGAAUACAGAUGGGACACUAAACUCACUCUCAUCCUGAGCGAUACAUGAACAUCAAAUUCAAUCGUUUAGAAAGAGCCAGAUGAAAUGAACACAGAUUCUGAUCUUUCUUUUUUUCCACUUCAUCUGACUAUGAUUUGCCAAUUAGAUAUUGUUCUUUAUGAAAGAGCUUUGAUGUACGAGAGUAGAAUAUAGUUUUACCAGAGCUUUAUUUACUGUGGUAAGUUGAUUGUCACUCUUUAUGAGAAACUGAGAUACAUUGAGAGACAAUCUGCUGUCUGACGGAGGCUGAAGGAUUUGUAUUUGUAAAUGUUGCUGGUCGUGGCUGGAGUUCAUUCGGCUGAGAACAACUCGAGGUCCCACCACUACAGAACUCAUUCACAACGACAGAAGCCUGACUUCCUGAGGUCAGAGGUUACGGCAGAUGUGUGUGUGUGCAUUAUGAGAGAAAGUGCCAUUGAGGAAGGCCAUUCUGAACACAUUUUACAAUAAAUAACAUAGAAAAUCACUUUUAAUACAAGCUUAGUCGACAGCAUUUGUGUCAUAAUGUUGAUACACAAAAAUGUAUUUCGACUCGUCCCUUUUCUUUAAAUGUGUGUUCCAGUGAGACACUUACAAUGGAAGUCAAUGGGGUCAAUCUGUAAACAUUAAAAUACUCACUGUUUCAAAAGUAGACAUAAGACAUAAACAAUAUGUGUGUUAACAUGAUUUUACUGUGAUAAACCCUAAAACGCAUGUAAAAACAAUUAUUUAAACAAGCUGUAAUUAUUUUUUGUACUAAUCAACAUUAUGCCACAAAUGCUUUCGAUUGAGCUUUACUUGUAUUGAACCCGGAAUAUUCCCGGUUAAAGGGACAGUUCACCCGUCAUUGUUUACUCACCUCUGUGUUGUUAUAACUCUAUAUGACUUUCUUUCUUUUUCUGAACACAAAGGGAGAAAUUGUGAAUAAAUGUUGUGCUCAGUGAUGUCAUACAAUGGCAGUUUAUGGUGACCACCUCUUCAAGCUUCAAAAGAACACAAAAGUAUAAUUCAGAAGUCUAAUAAAUUAUUCCAUGAGA
Myxocyprinus asiaticus (Chinese sucker) is the source of this 2148-nucleotide messenger RNA. Its product is annotated as ras-related protein Rab-28-like. The transcript is spliced from 8 exons. The record is from RefSeq and is a predicted model, not a curated record. Gene Ontology annotation, molecular function: GTP binding; GTPase activity. Bases 272 to 922 code for a protein of 216 amino acids. Lineage: Eukaryota; Metazoa; Chordata; Actinopteri; Cypriniformes; Catostomidae. Gene Ontology annotation, cellular component: Golgi apparatus; endosome.